AUGCACAAGCGGCAGGAAUCAACCAUGUCAUCUUGGAGUUCUGAAGAGCCAAGGAAGGAAGGCUAUGAAUCAGAUGAGAGAUUCCUUCUCUGGGAGGGGAGCAAAGAGGGUUACCUGGAGGAUCAGCUAUUUCUGGAGCACUAUGCUGUCCUCUCAGACCGUAAGGACUGGAGGACUGUGAUCAGCAGACGUGCUAGGAGGAUCACAGGCUGCCGCCCUGGGGGACGCCCUGGGAGGUGGGGAGAGCCAGGGACGCCUGGUGGUCUCCUACUGUCGGUCAGAGGACCGAGUUCUGUUGUUGAAGCGAAAGCUUCCCCCUCCGCGGCCGUCCGACUCUUUUGCCUGCUUGUGGAAGACGCGGACGGGUCGCGUGUUUUUAAUAUGGGACAGACAGUGACGACCCCCCUUAGUUUGACUCUCGACCAUUGGACUGAAGUUAGAUCCAGGGCUCAUAAUUUGUCAGUUCAGGUUAAGAAGGGACCUUGGCAGACUUUCUGUGCCUCUGAAUGGCCGACAUUCGAUGUUGGAUGGCCAUCAGAGGGGACCUUUAAUUCUGAGAUUAUCCUGGCUGUUAAAGCAAUUAUUUUUCAGACUGGACCCGGCUCUCAUCCUGAUCAGGAGCCCUAUAUCCUUACGUGGCAAGAUUUGGCAGAAGAUCCUCCGCCAUGGGUUAAACCAUGGCUAAAUAAACCAAGAAAGCCAGGUCCCCGAAUCCUGGCUCUUGGAGAGAAAAACAAACACUCGGCCGAAAAAGUCGAGCCCUCUCCUCGUAUCUACCCCGAGAUCGAGGAGCCGCCGACUUGGCCGGAACCCCAACCUGUUCCCCCACCCCCUUAUCCAGCACAGGGUGCUGUGAGGGGACCCUCUGCCCCUCCUGGAGCUCCGGUGGUGGAGGGACCUGCUGCCGGGACUCGGAGCCGGAGAGGCGCCACCCCGGAGCGGACAGACGAGAUCGCGAUAUUACCGCUGCGCACCUAUGGCCCUCCCAUGCCGGGGGCCCAACUGCAGCCCCUCCAGUAUUGGCCCUUUUCUUCUGCAGAUCUCUAUAAUUGGAAAACUAACCAUCCCCCUUUCUCGGAGGAUCCCCAACGCCUCACGGGGUUGGUGGAGUCCCUUAUGUUCUCUCACCAGCCUACUUGGGAUGAUUGUCAACAGCUGCUGCAGACACUCUUCACAACCGAGGAGCGAGAGAGAAUUCUGUUAGAGGCUAGAAAAAAUGUUCCUGGGGCCGACGGGCGACCCACGCAGUUGCAAAAUGAGAUUGACAUGGGAUUUCCCUUGACUCGCCCCGGUUGGGACUACAACACGGCUGAAGCCUUUGUUCUCUAGGCUCAAGGCGCACGAGUGGGUGAGGCAACGAGCGUGGAAGCAGCUCCGGGAGGCCUACUCAGGAGAAGGAGACUUGCAAGUUCCACAUCGCUUCCAAGUGGGAGAUUCAGUCUAUGUUAGACGCCACCGUGCAGGAAACCUCGAGACUCGGUGGAAGGGCCCUUAUCUCGUACUUUUGACCACACCAACGGCUGUGAAAGUCGAAGGAAUCUCCACCUGGAUCCAUG
This is a messenger RNA of Sus scrofa (pig), 1556 nucleotides long. The record is from RefSeq and is a predicted model, not a curated record. NCBI's taxonomy places the organism in Eukaryota, Metazoa, Chordata, Mammalia, Artiodactyla, Suidae.